Aspergillus saccharolyticus JOP 1030-1 is the source of this 2933-nucleotide messenger RNA. Its product is annotated as threonine/serine exporter family protein. Gene Ontology annotation, biological process: transmembrane transport. Gene Ontology annotation, molecular function: transmembrane transporter activity. The record is from RefSeq and is a predicted model, not a curated record. The coding region runs from base 45 to 2645 and encodes 866 amino acids. The transcript has a single exon. NCBI's taxonomy places the organism in Eukaryota, Fungi, Ascomycota, Eurotiomycetes, Eurotiales, Aspergillaceae.
CUUGUUCAAAAAGGACUUUGCUCAGUCCUGUAAAGCAUACGGGAAUGGCUGGCGGUUACUUUGACCUCCCUAUUUCCUCAUCAAGACCACGGAGCCUUACCGAUGUGUCUGGAAGAACAAGCAGAUCCUCCCAAAGGCCGCGUAUAUCCCCUCGUUUGAUCCCCAAUGAGAGGCUGCAAGAGAGUGUAGGGGACUCUGGCGGAGUCCAGGGAAGAUUCCGGAAUGCUAGAAUCCCCAAAAGCGCGAAUCGCGUCAAAUUCACAGUCAGCGAAGCUGGUCUUGGCGACUGUAUUCUUGGAUCGACGUCAGAGACCCGGAUCGAUGGAAGGGGCUCAUCUUUGCCUCAAAGACCGUUGCCCACAGCUCACAUUCCAGUCACCGACAGAAUCACUGCCAACACCCAAUCAGUGCCCUUGAUCGAUAUCAGUCCUGGUUCACCGGUCGGUGUCACGGGCCUAACUGUCCACUCAAGGGCUAGCUCGCCGGAGAUUUAUGUUGAUGAUGAAGUCAGAAAUGAGAAGGGGAGAGCUAUCCACCUUGCGCAAGAGAGAGCUCAGAGAUUGGCCACCCUAAUAAGUCGUUCUCCUAACUCUCCUAAGCCAAGCCUUCGGAGCAGUCUGCCGUCAUCCAUAGACUCGACUCCCUGCGAGGUGGUCCUGCCCGCUGAGCUUGGAGAUGAAAUUCCCAUGAUCAGCCUGACUGAGAAACAGCUCGACGACUAUUCAGACGACGAUGAAGUUGGCCCAUUAACCAGUCAAAACUCAACACGUACCUCUGAAGCUCACAAACUAGGACAACAAAUGACUCUCAAGGAUUUCAACUUCUUGACCCGGCUUCAAGCCCCAUCUCCAGGAUUUCGGUCUGGACAGAUUACCCCUCUGGAGGACAGGGAGUCAGAGACUUAUGCUGAACGCCCGUCCCAAUAUCGGAGUGGCAUACUCUCAUCUCUGCUGAAACUUCAUGAGCACACGGAUGGUCAUUACUCGGGCGGACGCCAUGGGCGUUCGCGUCGGAGUAGUGCCGGGGAGAUUAGUGGUAGAGGGUUGUCUCCGGACCCUAGCUGGAAGUCUCAGCGUCCAAGGAAAUGGUACGAAAAAUCGCCGAGCCAGUCUAGUCUCUCUCUGGCUGGUUCGACCGCCAAGAACUCAUCUACCUCUCCGAUCGCGAUGCUCAAGCGCUCACGGAGCAGCGGUGCGAUACCUGGGGCGUCCAAGCGGAUGGGCAAGCCGCAGCUCGAGGACGAGAUCCGGAUUACGGUGCACAUUGCUGAGCUUCUCUCUCGGCAACGGUAUUGCAUUCGCCUCUGUCGAGCUCUGAUGAAGUAUGGGGCCCCGACACAUAGACUGGAAGAAUACAUGAGGAUGACGGCAAGAGUGCUAGAAAUCGACGGCCAAUUCCUCUAUAUCCCGGGAUGCAUGAUCAUCUCCUUCGAUGACGCUGCAACCCACACGACGGAGGUAAAGGUGGUGAGGGCUCCCCAAGGCGUCGACCUAGGCAAGCUGUCCGACGUACACCUCAUCUACAAGGAGGUCAUACACGACGUGAUCGGGGUAGAGGAAGCGAUCCAGCGGUUGGACGAGAUUAUGAAGAGGAAGAAUAAAUACCCAGUGUGGCUUCUGAUUCUUCUGCACGGAUGUGCAAGUGCUUGUGUUGGCCCAUUCGCGUUCAGCGCUCGACCCAUCGACAUGCCGAUUGCAUUUUUGCUUGGAUGCCUCUUGGGCAUUCUGCAGCUUGUGCUCUCUCCGCGAUCAAAUCUCUAUCAGAAUGUCUUCGAAAUAUCGGCUGCUGUCCUGACAUCGUUUCUGGCACGAGCGUUCGGCAGUAUCCGUCACGGAGAUGCAAGGCUGUUCUGCUUUUCAGCUCUAGCCCAAUCGUCAAUUGCCUUAAUUCUCCCAGGCUAUAUCGUUUUGUGUGCCAGUCUGGAACUACAAUCACGCAGUAUCGUGGCGGGAUCAGUUCGAAUGGUGUAUGCCAUUAUAUACUCUUUAUUCCUUGGGUUUGGUAUCACAAUCGGUACUGCUGUUUAUGGCCUUCUUGAUGCCGACGCUUCCUCCGAAUACACUUGCCCUCCAAGUUCCAUCACCAACGAAUAUCUAGGGCGGUUCCCCUUCGUCAUUCUUUUCACCUUUUGCCUCGCCGUCAUCAACCAAGCGAAAUGGAGACAGAUGCCUAUGAUGCUGGUCAUCGCAUUUACAGGAUACGUAACGACUUAUUUUGGCACCAAGCGGUUUUCCACCAGCACCCAAGUGUCUAACGCUCUGGGUGCAUUUGUUGUUGGGGUCAUGGGAAACCUCUAUAGUCGACUUCGACAUGGUUUUGCAGCCGCCGCUAUGCUGCCUGCAAUCUUCGUUUUGGUGCCGUCAGGCCUUGCAGCCAGCGGCUCCUUAAUUUCUGGUAUUGCUGCAGCGGAACAAAUCACGACGGUGCCCUCUCCGUACUCGCCGGUGUCCAAUGGAACACAGGGUUUCGUUGACGCAGCUCAAAAUAUGACCAAGCCUGAGUACGAUACCCAGACUCAGGGGAUCGUUCUAGACAUCGGUUAUGGCAUGAUCCAGCUAGCCGUGGGCUUCACGGUCGGUCUGUUCUUGGCUGCUCUGGUGGUGUAUCCUCUGGGCAAAAAGCGAAGCGGACUGUUCAGCUUUUAAAGUCACUAGUCCAUUAGGUCACACUCUAUCUAUACGUCACUCUUUCGCAUCUAUAUACGUGAAGCGUCCGCGGUUUUUUCUUGUGUUUGUUCAGCGUUGUUAUCACGAAGCGGAUCCGUCGAGUUUUUUCAGCGAGAAUUGUUUGAGAUGAUUUCAUCGUUGAUCUCCAUUACACAGUUUCGGCUAUAUCGCCUCUUUCGUCCUGACUUACUGUGAUCUCCUAUCUUGUUGCCCCUGAGGUUCUUGCAUAUCUUGAUAAACGCACUCUCUCAGUUUUCCUUACAGUCU